AUGGUUGCCGACGGAAGCCGACUGAGGUACUCAUCGGACAGCGUGGUAAUCAAGUCUGCAAACGACCGCCGACUCUACAGGGUAAUCGAGCUCGACAAUGGCCUCGUCGCUUUGCUGGUUCACGAUCCCCAGAUUUACCCCGACGGACUUCCUGAAGGUUCUCAUUUGCUAGAUAAGGCUGACACUGAAGGUGGAACUGAAGACGACGGCGAAGACGAAGAUGAAGAUGAGGAUGGAGAUGGAGAUGAGGAUGCAGAUGACGAAGAAGAAGAGGACACUGACGAUGAGAAACAGGUUGAAGAGAAGGCCGUUCAGUCUAAAAAGGCAGCGGCAGCAUUGUGCGUAGGAUUUGGCAGCUUUUCUGACCCUCCUGAAGCUCAGGGUCUCGCUCAUUUUCUAGAACAUAUGCUAUUCAUGGGGAGUACUGAAUUUCCUGAUGAAAACGAGUAUGAUAGUUACUUAUCCAAACACGGAGGCUCAUCAAAUGCAUAUACAGAAGUUGAGCAUACCUGCUAUCAUUUUGAAGUUGAAAAAGAAUUUCUCAAGGGUGCUUUGAGAAGAUUCUCUCAGUUUUUUAUUUCACCCCUUGUAAAACUUGAAGCAAUGGAUCGAGAGGUGCUUGCUGUGGAUUCUGAAUUUAACCAGGUUUUGCAGAAUGAUAUUUGUCGCCUUCAGCAACUCCAGUGCCAUACAUCUGAACACGGUCACCCUUUUAAUAGAUUCUUUUGGGGAAACAAGAAGAGCCUGGUUGAUGCUGCCGAGAGAGGGUUUGAUCUACGCAAACAAAUACUAGAACUGUAUAAAGAUUAUUACCAUGGUGGUCUGAUGAAGUUAGUAGUAAUUGGUGGUGAGCCUUUGGAUGUACUUCAGCAAUGGGUUGUUGAAUUGUUUUCGGGUGUCAAACAAGGUUCUCAAGGGAAGCCAGAGUUUAAGGUGGAAAGUCCUGUCUGGAGAGCUGGAAAACUUUAUAGGUUGGAGGCAGUUAAGGAUGUCCAUAUCCUUGAGUUAAGCUGGGCACUACCUUGUCUUUUGCAAGAGUAUCUGAAGAAACCGGAAGAUUAUUUGGCUCAUCUUCUUGGUCAUGAGGGCAAAGGAAGCCUGCAUUACUUUCUCAAAGCUAAGGGAUGGAUAACCUCUCUAUCUGCCGGUGUUUCAGAUGAUGGAAUGCAGCGAUCUUUUGUAGCUUAUAUCUUUAGCAUGUCCAUUCAUCUUACAGAUUGUGGUUUGGAAAAGAUAUUUGACAUCAUUGGUUAUCUUUAUCAAUAUCUUAAAUUAUUGCGUCAACUUUCCCCUCAAGAAUGGAUAUUUAAGGAACUGCAGGAUAUGGGAAACAUGGAUUUUCGUUUUGCUGAGGAAGAACCUCAGGAUGAUUAUGCUGCAGAACUUGCAGAAAAUUUGCUUGUUUAUCCACCAGAACAUGUUAUCUAUGGAGACUAUGUCUAUGAGUUAUGGGAUGAAGAGACGAUAAGAAAGAUUCUGGGUUUCUUCACUCCAAGAAACAUGAGAAUUGAUGUAGUAACAAAAUCCUUCAAGCUAAAUGAUUUUCAAUAUGAGCCUUGGUUUGGAUCACCUUAUUCUGAGGAAGAAAUUUCUUCAUCUUUGAUGGAAUUAUGGGAAGACCCCCCAGAUAUUCAUGCUUCAUUGCAUCUUCCUUUGAAAAAUGAGUUUAUUCCAUGUGAUUUCUCUAUUCGAGCUGAUUCUACAGAAAUUGAUCCCGCAAAUGAAACAUUGCCUAUCUGCAUUUUUGAUGAGCCAUUGAUGAAGUUCUGGUACAAGCUUGAUAGUACUUUCAAAGUUCCUCGAGCAAAUACAUAUUUUCGGAUUAAUCUGAAAGGGGCGUAUCUUAAUUUGAAGAGUUGUUUGUUGACUGAACUUUAUAUCCACCUCCUCAAGGAUGAGCUAAAUGAGAUUAUAUAUCAGGCCAGUAUUGCCAAGCUAGAAACUUCAGUGGCAAUGUACAGUGACAAGUUAGAGCUCAAGCUUUAUGGAUUCAAUGAUAAACUUCCUGUUCUCCUGGGAAAAAUUUUGGCAAUCGCAAACUCUUUUUCACCUACUAAUGACCGUUUUAAGGUAAUUAAGGAGAAUAUGGAGAGAACUCUAAGAAACUCCAACAUGAAGCCUUUGAGUCACUCAUCCUACUUGAGGCUGCAGAUUUUAUGCAAGAGUUUUUAUGACGUUGAUGAAAAGCUGUGUCUUCUAAAUGACAUUUCUCUGUCUGAUUUGAUGGCCUUUAUUCCUGAGCUUCGUUCCCAGAUAUAUAUUGAGGGCCUUUUCCAUGGCAAUUUAUUAGAAAAGGAAGUACUUGACAUUUCAAAUAUCUUCAAAAGCAACUUUUAUGUACAACCGAUGCCAGUCACAAUGAAGCAUAAAGAGCACGUGAUAUGUUUUCCCCCUGGUGCCAACUUCGUGAGAGAUGUCAGUGUAAAGAAUAAGUCUGAAACGAACUCGGUGCUUGAGCUUUAUUUCCAAAUUGAGCCGGAAGAAGAGAAGGAAGCUGUAAAAUUGAAGGCUUUGAUUGAUCUUUUUGAUGAAAUUGUGGAAGAACCACUUUUUAAUCGACUAAGGACAAAGGAACAACUUGGUUAUGUGGUUGAAUGUAGCCCACGAGUGACCUAUCGUGUUUGUGGCUUUUGUUUCUGCAUUCAAUCUUCCAAGUAUAGCCCGGUUUACUUGCAGGAGAGAACAGACAGCUUCAUUAAUGGCUUGGAAGAGUUGUUGGAAGGGCUUGAUGACGAAUCAUUUGAGAGUUAUAGGAGUGGACUAACAGCAAAGCUCCUGGAAAGAGAUCCCUCCCUCUUAUAUGAGACCAAUCGCUUAUGGAAUCAGAUUGUCGAUAAUAGGUAUAUGUUUGACAUGUCAAAGAGGGAAGCAGAGGAACUCAAAAGCAUCCAGAAGACGGACAUUGUGAAGUGGUAUAAAACGUAUUUGCGAGAACCUUCGCCUAAAUGUCGAAAACUCGCAAUCCGUGUAUGGGGAUGCAAAACCAACCUAGAAGAAGGUGAAAACAAAACAGAUUGUUUGCAGCAGCAGAAGCAGCACAUUAAAGACCUUGAAGCUUUUAAGAUGUCAUCCGAGUACUAUCCCAGCCUUUGUUAAAUGUAAACUAAUUGAUGAUUAGGGGAAAGCAAAAACAACCAAGAGAGGCUAAAACAGUAUACAAUUACUGAUCGGAAGGUCUACAUUGGACGAUGAAAAGAUGGCAGGAGAGCUGUGAAAUCAAAAUUGAUAUUCAAAUGGGAUUUUGAUUCUGGUGGGAUCCUAGAUUUUUAUUAUAUAGUAGCAUUUAAACCUAUUUGAAUAUUAAUUGAAUUAUAUAUGCUCAUUAGUUGUGUUAAAUCGGUAUACGGUAUUCAAUGUGGUGAUAUUUAUUUGAAGGGAUUACUAUUAUAGACCUAA
Hibiscus syriacus is the source of this 3396-nucleotide messenger RNA. RefSeq names its product nardilysin-like. Lineage: Eukaryota; Viridiplantae; Streptophyta; Magnoliopsida; Malvales; Malvaceae. The record is from RefSeq and is a predicted model, not a curated record. The transcript has 19 exons. Gene Ontology annotation, cellular component: cytosol. Bases 1 to 3096 code for a protein of 1031 amino acids. Gene Ontology annotation, biological process: proteolysis. Gene Ontology annotation, molecular function: metalloendopeptidase activity; metal ion binding.